CAUUUCAAAAAUACACAUUCAGUAUCAAACCCGAGAGAGACAUUUUUCACGAAACAACAGCGACCCCCACCCCUCAAGAAACCAGGGUCAAAGUUCACAGGAAGCUGGGGGGCUGCCAUUUUUCCCUGCUGUUGCUACUGCUAACGUUUAACGUUAGAUGCUAAAACGACGGGGAGGGGCGGUUGGUUUUGGAUCCUGUAGCUAGCUGGAAUCAACGGCUCGAAAUCGUUACACAAAAUCCGUCAUUUCUCCCACCGUCGUCGCUAACAACCAUUGUUAUUGGAUGAAUUCGGCAUGGAGAAGGUAGCGGAGCCGUCUUGGACUUCUUCGUACACCUACCAGGUGAGCAAGCACAGUGCGGAGAUGCUACACAACCUCAACGUUCAGAGGAAAGAUGGAGGCAGGUUCUGCGAUGUGAUCUUACGCGUCGGCGAGGAGAGCUUCCCUGCCCACAAGGCUGUGUUGGCCGCGUGCAGCGAGUAUUUCGAAUCGGUGUUCAGCCGCCAGGCGGAGGGCGACGGCGACGCCAAGGAGCUGGAGAUGCACACCAUUAGCCCGAAAGUUUUUAAAGACGUUUUGGACUUCGCUUACACCUCCAGGAUUGUGGUGCGACUGGAAUGCUUCCCGGAGUUGAUGACAGCUGCCAAGUUUCUGCUGAUGCGGUCAGUCAUUGAGAUAUGUCAGGAGGUAAUCAAACAGUCCAACGUGCAAAUCCUCGUCCCGACCUCACGCGGAGGAGACGCCAGCCUUUUCCAGGCCACGGGAGCCACCGAGCUGGGUUUCCCGGUGGCACAACAGGAUCUGGUAAACGGAACGGGAAUGCUGGUGAACGGUCAGAGCUUUGCUAACAAUGCACAAAUGCAUGUGGACGGGAGUGAAGGCACGGCCGCCGUGUUAUUGGAGGACGGCGGCGAGUCGUCGGUGCCGAUGUUGGAGCCUGUUGAAGGACUGCCUGUUUCCCCAUCAGCGGAAAUACCGGGGAACGCGUUUCAGCACGACGCUGCCUCCCCUGGGUCGAAAAGGAGCAGGGGGAGACCAAAGAAAGCUGGUGGGGUAGUGGAGGCUGUACACUUUAAUCACAGCACCCAGAAAGACAAUGGGCUGUUUCCUUGCGGGACUUGCGGUAAAGCUUUUACAGAGGCUUCCCGCUUGAAGAACCACGAAGCGCAACAUGGAGCCCACACCGGCACUGUAAACAACGUCGGUGACAGCCUGUCAACAGCGGGCGGCAUGCCUUUAAUUUCUCAGCCAGGUCUGGUGGAAAACGGCGUGCAGUUACACGGAGGGCUGACGCUGGACAACGGCCGCAAGCGAGAGAGGACCAGACGGCAUGUCGGCUGUGACAUUUGCGGCAAAGUUUUCCGCGACGUUUACCACCUGAACCGACACAAGCUCUCUCAUUCCGGGGAGAAGCCGUACGCAUGCCAUGUGUGCGGGCUCCGGUUCAAACGCAAGGACAGGAUGUCGUACCAUGUGCGGUCCCAUGACGGGUCUGUCGGGAAACCUUAUGUGUGCCAAAGCUGUGGUAAAGGGUUUUCAAGACCAGACCACCUGAAUGGACAUAUCAAACAGGUUCACACAACAGAGAGACCCCACAAGUGCCAGAUUUGUAACGCCUCUUUUGCUACAAGAGAUCGCCUCCGGUCACACCUUGCAUGCCAUGAGGACAAAAUCCCCUGCAAAGUUUGUGGCAAGUUUCUGCGAGCUGCCUACAUGACAGACCACCUCAAGAAACACAGUGAAGGAUCGCAUAACUACUGUGGCAUUUGCAACAAAGGUUUCUCCACUGCGUCCUACCUUAAGGUGCAUAUAAAGACACACCAUGGCUCUCCACUGCCCCCCUCUGCCACAAUGCACACCUUCCCUGAGCCAAGGGGGGAACUGCAGAUGCACAACGGCAACCCUUACCACAUGGGACGCCAGUGCUCAGUGGAAGACCUGUGUGCCAGUCGCCAGCUGCUUCUCACCUCGUCUGAGGCAGAGGGUCGCUUUCAUGGGCUCUCUGGACACCCAAUUCUUCCCCAGCCUGGCCCUCCUGCCUUGGGCGUGCAGCCUGAGCUGCUCAUGGGGAAGGCAGGUGGGCCUCCAUAUUUCUGGGAGUGUCGCUCUGGCGGGUUGCCUGGCUUCCCCGUCCAUGGGCCUGCCGCAGACGGGCAGGAAAACGCUGGGAAAUGUCCUCAUCUGGAAUCAGAAGAAUCAGAUCCUUCAUUUGGGGAGUUGUCCAACGGGGACGAUCUUAAAUCUCCACACAAACCCGACGGGCCGGAGCUCGAGAUGCCCUCUUUAGCCUGCAACGGAGCCUCUGCGGGGGCCUUGGGGUCUCCAGAGGGAUCCAAAGCCAAGACGGACCCUGAGAAGAAGUUUACCUGCGGGAUCUGCGGCCAGGCCUUCCGCACCAAGUCCUACCUCAACAAGCACCAGCACAGAGUUCACAAAGCCCAGAAGGCCCAGGGGGGUUCAGGGUCGGGCUUGAACGAGCUGGCUCCCACCCUGACCUCUCCCUUCUCCCCUCAACAAAACAUGUCUCUGCUCGAAUCAUUUGGCUUUCAGAUAGUCCAGUCUGCGUUCGCCUCUUCACUGGUGGAUGCCGAGGCCGGUCAAAGUGGGAUCGACUUUGGAGGGAAGUGACAUAUUUGCUAAAGUUCUUGCAAAGCCUCUCACUCUUAGGACAAAGCCGGGUUGCCCACAGAAGAUGCUCUGUAUUUGGGAAUAACUUUGCCUCAAGACUACUUUUUCUGUUCCUGACAUUGCUUAAUGUGUAUGCGAUAUUUUUGUCACAGACUGCCAUACGAUUCCUACUUUUUCUACUUUUUCAGAGUAUGAAAAGUGCGUGUACGGUGUUUGAAUUUUCUUUAUAAGGAAACGACAUGAAGGUUUUAUGUCCUUUAUCUGAUGUGGAUCUGUUGAAGUUAUGUUUGGUAUACUUUCAUUUGUUUUUGGCUUGUGUGUCGUUGAGCUUUCUUAGCUGCACAAAUGUUUCUUGACAUGAGAUGAAUUAUUUACUGCAACUUUGAAACAAGUAAUUACUUCUUGUAUGUUGGUGAAUUCUGUAUUUAUGUUGUUUCUCUGCAUCUUUUUAAGAAGGAUGUUGUUUUUCUUAAGGACAGGGAUUUGAAUUGGCAGGUUUUCUUUAGAUUUAUUAACUAGUCCAAGAACCAUUCCUAACAGGCCCGAGGCAUAUUUCACGACACGUUUAGAAUUGGCAGUUUUCUUUGGCUUCAUACAGAAAGUGUCAGUUUGCUGGUCACUUAUUAGCAUUGAUAGCUGUCAAGGUCCUUAAUGAGUUACUGUUGACAGGGUUACAGUUGUGAAGCACUUUUAAAAUGUGUGUCAAUAAAACUUUAAAUUAGAAUUUUAACAUGAUCCACACGAAGCACCACGGAUAUAUGAUUUCAGCUAAAAUGAAACUAAAUAAGCUACCUCACAGAAGAAAGUAACACCAUAGUGUUUUUUUGUGUCAUAACCGAGUUAAAUCUUGCGCCAACUUUGUCAGACUUAAAGAGUAAAAAGUCAUAACAGAUUCACAAGUAGAAGACAGACGCUCUUUCUGUCAGAAAUGAGAAAUGCCUGCAGAAUGUCAGUGGGAAAAAAUUGUAUUUAAAGCUCCAUUAGCGCCACAGCUUUCUCAUUUGUAGUUGUUAAUUUUUUUGUUGCUGUUCUGUUUUUCUGUAGUUCUACUGGUAAACUGUGUAUUUCCAGUACUUGAGCAAAGCCUUUGAGGAGUGUUACCAUUCACCAUUAACCAGAGUGGUUGUGUUGCUGUGGUUGAGCGCAGAGUUGUCACGCUGACGUGGCAGCUGGAGUGAUGUGCUCGCAUUGAUGCAGAUCUGCUGGCAGCUCACUCGGAUGUGAAAAGCCCUUUACCAUUUUUUUUGAUGUGAUGAUUCGUAAAAUGGAUUUUUCAUGCAAAAAAAUUGCAAAAGUAAGGAGAGGAAAGCCAUUGUUACUCUGAUCUAUACUGUGUACAGGAUUACCUUUUGAAAAUGAAUUUUCCUGGGAUAACAAUUUUUAAUCUGUAAAUUUUGUCUUGAAACAUGCCUUGAGCUUGUUAGGAAUGAGUUUUGUAUCCUCCUCCGGCCCUACAAUGACAAGUUUUCCAAGUUGUGUUUGUUCGGUGUUCAAUCAGUUGUGUACAUUAAACAGGGACCAAGGUCAGGUAUAUUUUCAGUAUAUAUUCUGAGAAAUGUAGAUUAUAUUUUAUUAACUUAUUCAUGCCCUCAGUUUUGUGUACAGUUUUUGUUUUAAUUGUCAAAUGAAAAUCUUUUGAUUUGCUCAUUUUGAUAAUUUGUCACUCUAAAUUAUGUUAAACGGAGACGCGUGGUUAUUUGUGUGUUAGACCAAGGAGUCGCACCCCGAUCCACCAGCCUCUGGAACGACCAAACGUAGUGUUACUAUUGGUGUGUCACGUAAUGAAGCUCACUUUAAGUCUCCAGAGUCUCUUCCUCUUCUUGUGUUGCUCACCCACCUCCUGUCAGAUUGCCUUGUUCUGUUAGUAGGUGACAUGUCUUGUGGUUUGCACUAGUAGUCGCUAGGUUAAGGCACAAGCUUAUCCAUCUGGGUGUCUUACAGUGAAAAUGUUUUGAUCCAAACUGUUAUGUCCAAGACAUUCCUGCGAUGAGAACAAACUUUGUUGAAUGGUUCCUCAAAUCAAAACGCAACGGGAACCUCACAUCCACUUUACUGCUUUGCUUUGAUUUUAAAAACUUGCUCCACGUCCAGUGUAGAAAUGAUACUGAAGUGGUUUUACAUCUCAGAAAAAAAAAAAAAAAAAAACAACCCAAAAAUCAGACAGGAUGUGAUGAGAAAUUGUGUGUGAAGAUCAGCACACCAUAUGUAAAGUUUAAUUAGGUUUUGGAUCACUGUCAGAUUGUAUCCAUACUAAAUUAUUGUCCCUUUUUGAUCUCUCAUACAACUCACACAUCAGAUGAACAUUUUGCUCAGUAGCUGUCUUUUCUUGUGUUGUAAAAUCUGUAUUAUGAUACAAAUCAAACACAGUCCAACAAGGAAGGGGCUUAUGUGUGUGUGUGCGUGCGUGCGUGCGUGUGUGUGUGUGUGUGCGUGCGUGCGUUUGUGUGUUUUGUAAAAAGAAAAAGGAAAAAAGAGUGUACAUGUCUGUGUGUGUCUGUUUCUGUGUUUGAUCUGUAUUUCCUGCUUUCUGUUUAAUUAUUAUUUGUGAGUAAUUUAGUCUCUUAAAUUCAGUGCAUUCCUAUAUUAUUUAUGGUUAUGUUGUGAUUGUAACACGUGUAUAUACCAUUCAUAUACACAUUCUAUAAAUAUAUAUAUAUAAAUAUAUAUGAACCAACCAAUAUGAUCAGUGUUUGUCAGUGGUGGUCCUGUACAUAUAUAGAUUUUUUUUUCUUGUCUGUCAUGAGGAGGGGUGUUAAGUUAUGGCCAUUUGAUUGAAAGUGUAAACUGCAUGUUUUGGCAUGCGAGCUGAGCUGGGGACUGAAUGUCGAUCACUGGUUGGUGGCAGUAAUGGUUUCACUGUACUGUCACUCUGCUCUGGCAGUGCUCACGCUGCCAGCUGCACGACUCAAGUCUUUGACCAAGUUUUUUUUUUUUUUCUGUCCUUUUUUGAUCCACUCUGCACUAGUAUUUACUCCUUCAAAAGGUAAUAAGGGUUGUUUUGUUAUCAGUUGUUCGAAAACAAGUGAAAGAUGCUGUAAGGAAAUGCUGUUCCUUUUUGUUUGAGUGUUUUUCUUCACUGGGAUGUAUGAUUUUGUUUUCGCUCAUGUUGGUACUGGAGUGUAGAAGAUGAUUUUCAAGGAUUAUUUAGGCCUAAAUGUUUUGCUUUCUGCUUUUGGUCUGUUGCAAAGUGCCUUCCAAAUACUGAUUGUGCACAGCAGUGGAUUAAAAAAGGUCCUCUUUUCUAAAGGUUAAGAAAUUGUACAGAGUGACUUGCAUUGACACUUUUGUAUAAAAACACACAAAAUGUACAAUAUGUUAACUUGGUAUUUUAUCAUCGUACUCAACAAGACUGCUCUUAAAACAUGUGAGCUACAUGUUUUGUUAUAACGUCUUUGGACAUAUUUCAAUAUAAGCAUACUUUUCUAUAGAUAUUUGUUUUUGUACUCUGUUAUGGAGUCUCAUCUCUCUUGUUGGUACAGAGAUGAGCGUCAAAUAAAUUGCAAUUGAAAAAGCUCCUACCUUUUCUCUUGUAAUUAUUACUGGUAGAUAAUGAGACAGUGAAUCCAUCUAGGCCAGGACUGGCCAUCAGGAGCUUGGAGCCCCUCACUGGAGGGGGGGCUAACCUGAUGUUGCAAUUUUACAGCUACUUUGGGGCAGUCUGGGACGCUAUGCUUCUGUGUUGUUGGGGAGUCUUAAAGGUCCCAGUGUGUGGGAUUCAGGGGGAUCUAC
Messenger RNA from Chelmon rostratus (copperband butterflyfish), 6357 nucleotides. It is a transcript of the gene patz1, whose product is annotated as POZ/BTB and AT hook containing zinc finger 1. The record is from RefSeq and is a predicted model, not a curated record. Gene Ontology annotation, cellular component: nucleus. Gene Ontology annotation, molecular function: protein binding; RNA polymerase II cis-regulatory region sequence-specific DNA binding; DNA-binding transcription factor activity, RNA polymerase II-specific. The coding region runs from base 295 to 2628 and encodes 777 amino acids. Gene Ontology annotation, biological process: regulation of immune system process; regulation of cytokine production; negative regulation of transcription by RNA polymerase II. The transcript has 6 exons. Lineage: Eukaryota; Metazoa; Chordata; Actinopteri; Chaetodontiformes; Chaetodontidae.